Aspergillus tubingensis is the source of this 726-nucleotide messenger RNA. Its product is annotated as peptide alpha-N-acetyltransferase Nat2. Gene Ontology annotation, cellular component: mitochondrion. The record is from RefSeq and is a predicted model, not a curated record. The transcript is spliced from 2 exons. The coding region runs from base 1 to 726 and encodes 241 amino acids. Lineage: Eukaryota; Fungi; Ascomycota; Eurotiomycetes; Eurotiales; Aspergillaceae.
AUGAGUUUACGACAGUCUCACCUUUCGCGCCUGUUCUCUCAAGCGUCGAGAAUCCUCCGAAAUGCGCCACCCGCGUCCACAACAACAAGGACAUCCUCCUCCCCGAUCCUAAGCCGGGCCUUUGGAAUGCCCAGCAGACGCGCAUUGAGCUUCCAGACCCGCGGGCCUUCCCAAAUAAAAUUCAGGAGCGGCCAGAUGCAACAACCAGGGAACAUCUUCCGGCGGUCGUUCUUCCGGUCUGCUCGGUCGAACAGCUCGGCGCAAUCGGAGCAGCAAGCGCCCUCUCUUUCGCAGCGUCUUCGCACGCUGUCGAAGGAGUACGGAUGGUCCGCGCUGUGGGUGUAUUUGAUUCUGUCGGCGGUGGAUUUCCCGCUGUGCUUUAUGGCUGUUCGGUUGGCUGGAGUGGAGCGGAUUGGCCACUAUGAGCAUGUUAUUUCGGAGUCGGUGAAGGGGGCUGUUCGGAAGGUGUGGCCCCCUUCGGAGGAGGAGGAGAAGGCUGCUGCUGCGUUGCAGAGGCAGGCAGAGCAGGAGGAGAAGGAGGCGGGCGAGGAGAAGGCUAAUGGUGGUGAAGCUAGUCUUUGGACGCAGCUUGCCCUCGCUUAUGCAGUUCACAAGAGUCUUAUCUUCAUUCGGGUUCCCCUGACGGCUGCGAUCACUCCCAACGUUGUCAAGGUUCUGAGGGGCUGGGGCUGGGAUAUCGUCAAGGGUAGGCCGAAGGGCAUGUAA